AUGUCCCUGGCACUUUUCACAAUUUGUCUUAUAUCCCAGAUGCAUGGAAGUGAGGCUGUUGGUGGGCAAUGCAAAACUUCAGAGAGAUCAGCACCUGGUAAAGCUCUCAAGGGUCACACCUUCAAAGAGUUUGCAGUGAGGGGAAUUGUUGAUUGCCAAAACACCUGUGAAAGAGACCCCAGGUGUGCGAGUUACAAUUUUUACAUUCCGGGCAAAGUGUGCGAGCUUAACAGCCACACCAAGGAGGAGAAACCUGAUCAUUUUGUAACGGAUGAACUGAGAUUCUACAUGAAACGUGAAGGUAUGAAAUAUAUAAAACUUUGUACAUCAAACACACUCUCAACUGAUUCCCUCGAUUCUCCUUAUUAGUUUGUCUAGCUGGUAGGACUAGACUUUAGUGCAACACCGGGCGAACUUUCUCGAGGUUUUGCGGGAUACGUAUUUCUGGUAUGUUAUUUCCAAAAGGAAACGAGUUAGAUUAGCCAUAAGUCAAAUACAUGCUGUCAGUAGCAUAUCGAAAGAAAGUCGUCCUUAUAUUGAUAGUCUGAAGAGGGCGUACUUGAUUAAGAAAUAACUCACAUUUUCCUUAUGCUGUCUGUUUUAUAUUAUCAGAUGAAGAUGAGUGCUUGAAGACGCCACCAGUUUGUGACGUCAACGCAAACUGCAAGAACACGCUUGGCUCCUACCUUUGUUCUUGUAAAGAGGGUUUUAUGGGUGACGGUAAUACAUGUCAAGGUAAAACGAUCAGGAAAACAUGGAUUGAAAGAAAACGUUACUGACAAGUAUGACUUUUUAGGGCUACUAUUUGAGAUGGUUUGCUGAGUUUGCAAGAAAAGUGGUAUCACCAUUUUGUCUGUUUUGUUCUCUGUUGUCUUGUCUUCAACAAAUUGGCCAUAAUUGAGACAAGUGGGACUUCGUUUUUCGCGGGCUGCACACUUUAUAAAAUAGGCGGUCAUUUGUCUAAAGUAAAUAAAUCGUUAACUAUAGUAUUUCUAGUAAAAAUCAAUAUCACAAUCUCUGUUCCAACGUUAUUUCAGACGUUGACGAAUGUGUAGAAGGAACUCAUAAUUGCAGUGGAAAGGCCGAGUGCAAUAACACCAAAGGAAGCUACAACUGUACAUGCAAGUCAGGCUUUACUGGAGAUGGUCAAAACUGCUCAGGUUAUCACUGA
This is a messenger RNA of Porites lobata, 1171 nucleotides long. Lineage: Eukaryota; Metazoa; Cnidaria; Anthozoa; Scleractinia; Poritidae. The record is from the annotation of a GenBank genome assembly.